Dimorphilus gyrociliatus is the source of this 667-nucleotide messenger RNA. The record is from the annotation of a GenBank genome assembly. Lineage: Eukaryota; Metazoa; Annelida; Polychaeta; Dinophilidae.
GUAGAUAUGAAUGACUUCCGGAGAGCUAUAUCAGUUUUACCGCGCAAAAAUGAUAAGAAGGGGUGCUUUGAUUGUGUUGGAAGGAUGCGACAAAUGCGGUAAAACAACUCAAGCUAAACUCUUAGAAGAGUCGUUAAUAAAGCAUGGACUGUCUGUUCAAUUUUUACGGUUUCCAGAUCGCCAAACUAUUAUUGGUAAAAUGUGUAAUGAUUACUUGCGGAUGACAACGGAGUUAGAAGAUCAUGCUAUUCACCUCUUGUUCACAGCAAAUCGAUGGGAGCUGGUACCGAAGAUGAUCAAACUGCUUGAGUCUGGAACAAAUUUAAUAAAUGUAGACUUAAGCUGGUGCAAGCAAAUGGAAUCAGGACUCCCGAAACCCGAUGCCGUUUUCUAUUUGGACAUUAAUGAUGAGGAAGCUUCUAAACGGGGAGAUUACGGUAGAGAACGUUAUGAAAAUAGGAAUAAUCAAAUUAGGGUGGCAGAGAUAUACGAGACUUUUAAAAAAGAAAAAUAUUGGAACAUUAUUAAUGCGAACAGAUCAGUUGAAGAUAUCCAUACAGAUUUGUUUAGAUCAGCUUUGAAAGUUAUUACCGAUUCUGGGGAUAAAAUUAUAAGCAAACUGUGGGAUCAAGAACAACAUGAUCAAGGAGAUUUUAUCGAAAAGUAA